Messenger RNA from Microthlaspi erraticum, 369 nucleotides. NCBI's taxonomy places the organism in Eukaryota, Viridiplantae, Streptophyta, Magnoliopsida, Brassicales, Brassicaceae. The record is from the annotation of a GenBank genome assembly.
AUGAUAGUAGUGAAUCACAAGAAAGUGAAGAGGAGAAGAGCGUCUUGGAGAUUGAGAAAAAGAAGAAUUUCUCUUACACCGAACGUCUCAGAAGAGCGUCUCAGAGAAAAGCUUGGAGACGCAAAGCUUCAUCUUCAUAUAGGUUGUGUCCCUUUGGUCAAUUAUUCUUUUAUUGGGUCUAAACAUCAAAUCUUUGCGCAGUCUCUUCCGCUGAGUUUCACGCGGGCAAAUGGACUUAACAAGUCAAGGAAGAUAACUCUGUUGGGUGAAGAUGGAGUAAAACAGGUGGUGGAUCUUUUGCAGGAAAACAAAACAGGAAUCCUGCGAUUUGGAAAAGGCUGGAGAUAUUUCUGUGAAGCUAUGGCGUAA